UUUCAUAAAACACACAAUCCCUCUCCGAUUGUAGUCCACUCCCUUCUCCUUGCCGAACCCUAAUUCUCAAUUUUCUUUUUUAUACCCCAAAUUAUUCUCCUCAGAAUUUCACAAAUUUCCCCAAAAAUUUGUCAAAUCCUACAAGCAACCAAUGGGUUCAAAAUCCAGAAGCGAUAAUCCUCAUACCGGCGACGGUGCCAGCCCUGGGAAGAUUUUUAUUGGAGGAUUAGCUAAAGACACCACGUAUGCUACGUUUAAUAAGCAUUUUGGUAAGUAUGGAGAAAUUACUGAUUCAGUAAUUAUGAAGGAUCGGUACACUGGCCAGCCUAGAGGAUUUGGUUUUAUUACUUAUGCUGAUCCUUCAGUUGUAGAUAAAGUUAUCGAGGAUACUCAUAUUAUCAAUGGGAAACAGGUUGAGAUUAAGAGGACAAUACCUAAAGGUUCUGGGCAAUCGAAAGAUUUCAAGACUAAGAAAAUAUUUGUUGGUGGAAUUCCAUCUGCUGUCACUGAAGAUGAACUUGAGAACUUCUUUUCAAAGUAUGGGAAAGUGGUGGAACACCAGAUCAUACGUGAUCAUGAAACCAACCGUUCACGAGGAUUUGGUUUUGUUAUUUUUGACAAUGAAGAUACUGUAGAUGAAAUGUUAACCAAUGGAAAUAUGAUUGAUAUGGCUGGUACUCAGGUGGAGAUCAAGAAAGCUGAACCAAAGAAAGCCUCCAACCCACCACCUGCUCCUUCAUACGGUAGUAACUCUAGGAGUCGUUCUUACAAUGACAGCUAUGGUGGAUUUGGAGGUUCUUAUGGGGGGUUUGAGGGAGGUUUUGGAUCCGGUCCUUAUAGGACUCCUGGGGGUCUGGGUGGUAGACUUAGUGGAUAUGGCUAUGGUAAUGGUGGUGGGGAUAUUGGUGGGGGCUAUGGAAAUUUUGGAGGGGGUAGCUUAGGAGGUUACCGAGGUGAACCUUCCCUUGGUUAUUCUGGUCGUUUUGGACCUUAUGGCGGCGGUGGGUUUGGUGGAGGUUACGGUGGCAGUGGUAUAGGAGGUUAUGGUAGGGGAGGUGAGGGUUAUGGAAGUUAUGGAGGUGCGGGAUAUGGUGGUGCUGGGGGUUAUGAAUCUGGUCCAGGUGCCGGUUAUGGAGGAGCAGGUGGUAUGUAUGGAAGGGGAGGCUAUAGUGGCACUAGUCGAUACCAUCCCUAUUCAAGAUAGAAUGAAGUGUGAUGCAGUUGCUUAAGCUUUGCCUAGAAGUUUCAAAUAGUUUAAAGCAUUGUGAAGUCCAUAGGCACUUUCUUACAUGCACUAGAAGUCUCAUAUCUCUGCAAUUGAGGAAGCUUUAAGGAUAAGAAAGAAGACCACUGAAUUAGAAUAUUUCUAUGUAUUUUUUAGACAGAUUGCUUAGUUUUGAUUUAAGGUGUCACUUGUUCUAGCUAUUAUUGAUAUAGAUUGUGUAUUAGACAUAGUUUCUCGGAGCUUAUUGCUACUUUCCUUUAGUUUUAUUUAGGUAGGCAUCUUGCAAUUGAUACCUAUGCUGGAUUAUCUAUUCGACUUAGCAGUCGGAUCUUUAAUGUUGAUGCUUUAAAUCAGAUUCAGUUA
Mercurialis annua (annual mercury) is the source of this 1588-nucleotide messenger RNA. RefSeq lists its product as uncharacterized. The coding region runs from base 152 to 1204 and encodes 350 amino acids. Gene Ontology annotation, biological process: regulation of gene expression. The transcript is spliced from 6 exons. NCBI's taxonomy places the organism in Eukaryota, Viridiplantae, Streptophyta, Magnoliopsida, Malpighiales, Euphorbiaceae. The record is from RefSeq and is a predicted model, not a curated record. Gene Ontology annotation, cellular component: ribonucleoprotein complex; nucleoplasm. Gene Ontology annotation, molecular function: RNA binding.